Messenger RNA from Amaranthus tricolor (Joseph's coat), 3314 nucleotides. RefSeq names its product CSC1-like protein RXW8. The transcript has 14 exons. Gene Ontology annotation, cellular component: plasma membrane. NCBI's taxonomy places the organism in Eukaryota, Viridiplantae, Streptophyta, Magnoliopsida, Caryophyllales, Amaranthaceae. Gene Ontology annotation, molecular function: calcium-activated cation channel activity. The record is from RefSeq and is a predicted model, not a curated record. The coding region runs from base 804 to 3062 and encodes 752 amino acids.
ACCCUAAAUGUAAAUGGCUUAAUCAGAUUCCUCCUCCUUCCUCCAGACUUCAUUCCGUCUUCUUCCUCCUUCUUUCGUGCUGGUCGCUGCGCCUGCUGCUGCUAGUGCUUGCCUUCUUCCUCCUUCAGUCUUCACUCUGCACUGAACAAAUUUUUUUGCCAUCUUCUUCUUCAGUUCUUCUUCUUCUUCGAUUUAUUCAGCCAUUUUCGGUAGUGAAUUGAAUUGAAAAUCUACAUGGAUUCUUACCCACCGCUUCCACCAUCUAGAUUUUCGGUAGCUCUUUAUCAUUUGUUCAAAAUUAUGAUUUUUAAUCUGAUAUUUUGAUUUUUGUUUUGAUAUUCUUCUUCUUCUUCAGUACCUAUUUAAUAUUAUUUGAAUUAUAUAUUAAAAAAAAUGUUCAAAGAAAUAAGAAAAAAAAAAAAAAAAACCGGGUACCCGAUUUCCGAACCGGAUCCGGAACUUAAUUUUAACUAUCCGUAAAACUGAGUACCCGGUUUUUCGGAACCGGGUCGACCCGGUAUCCGGUUUUGAACACCCCUAGUAUGGGGCAUGACAUGAGUAUAUUUUUUCAUAAAUAAAAAUAAUUAUUAAUUAAUCACAACUGACAAGUAAUCAUUCUUAAAAUAAUUCAAGUGUACCAGCGCCCCAAUUUUGCUUCCUUUUUCUUUGCUUUCACCAUAAUUCCCCGAAAUUCAAAUUUCCAAUCUGUAUUCCCUUCGAUUUCAGUUUGAAGGUGAAUCGAAAACAACAAUUGAUUUUUAUAAAAGCGGUUGUAAUUGGUUCCACAUAAAUAAGGGGAUCAGAUGGAGAUAUCUGCUCUUUUAACCUCAGCAGGGAUUAAUAUAGGCUUUUGUUGUGCGCUUUUUUUAUUGUACUCCAUAUUGAGAAAACAACCAAGCAAUAAAAAUAUAUACUUCGGACGUAAAUUGGCUCAAUUGAGAUCAUCAAAAUGUAAUGACCCUCGUUGGUUUGAGAGAUUUGUGCCAUCUCCUGGUUGGAUUCUAAAGGCAUGGAAGACAUCUGAAGAUACUAUAUUGGCAGUUGGCGGAUUAGAUGCUGUUGUUUUUAUGAGGAUGCUUGUAUUCAGCAUUAGAAUAUUCUCCAUUGCUGCUAUUGUGUGCACCGCUAUUGUGCUUCCCUUAAAUUACUUUGGGCAAGAAAUGGAACACAAACUUAUCUCUUCAGAGUCGCUAGAAGUAUUUACCACUCAAAAUGUUAAAGAAGGUUCCAGAUGGCUAUGGGCUCAUUGUCUAGCAUUGUAUAUUAUUUCAUUUUCUGCCUGCAUGCUUCUCUACUUUGAGAAUAAAAGUAUCAUUAGAAGGAGGCUUACUUAUAUCAAAGGAUCUGCACAAGAUUUAAGUCAAUUUGUAGUUCUUGUUCGUGGUAUACCUUGGUCUGCAGAAGAGUCAUAUAGUACUUCAUUGAAGAAUUAUUUCACAAAGUAUUAUCCAUCUCACUAUCUUUCGCACCAAAUGGUGUAUCAUUCUGCAAAAAUAGAGAAGCUGAUGAGAAGUGUCAAGGAGAUGUACGAUGUUCUCUAUCACGAUAGCCUUCCAUCCUGUAACUCAUGUGGUUUUACAAGUAGAGGACAUGGGCGUUCAAAUGUAUUCAAUAUCGCUGUUCAUGAACCAGAAGUUAUUGAAAAAGGGAAAAUUGAUUUUGAAGACUUGCAUGAUAGAGAUAAGGAGUGUCCAGCUGCCUUUGUGUUCUUUAAAACUCGUUAUGCAGCUGCUUGUGCUGCACAGGGUCUGCAAUCAUCAAAUCCGAUGUUCUGGGUCACACAUCAGGCCCCACAACCACGUGAUGUAUAUUGGCGAAACUUAGGUAUUCCGUAUAGACUAUUCUGGUUGCGAAGGACGGGAACUCUUCUCGCUACCGCAGCUUUCCUGGUUUUCUUCAUUGCUCCAGUCACUCUUGUACAGAGUUUGGCUAAUUUAACACAGCUUCAGCAGGCAUUUCCUUUCUUGAGAGGCCUGCUAAAGACGAAGUAUGUGAGCCAGCUGGUUACAGGGUACUUACCCAGUGUUAUACUGGUAUUGUUCUUCUACACUGUCCCACCAUUGAUGAUUCUCUUUUCGACAAUUGAGGGGUCAAUCUCUCGAAGUGCGAGGAAAAGAGGUGCCUGCUGCAAAGUGUUAUUUUUCACCAUCUGGAAUGUUUUCUUUAUUAAUAUUGCAUCUGGAACUGUGCUCAACAAAUUGAAUGUAUUUUCCCAGCCAAAAGACAUACCGGCCCAAUUAGCAGCUGGAGCAGUGCCUGCCGCUGUCAAAUUUUUCACGACUUAUGUCUUGACAUCUGGUUGGACUAGUCUGGCAUGUGAAGUUGCUCAACUCUGGCCACUUCUUUGUAACAUUAUUUACAAGGUCAUCCUUCGAAAGGAUCAUGGACCAUUUGAUGGCGAAUACACUUUUCCAUAUCAGUCUGAAGUUCCAAGAGUCCUUUUAUUUGGACUUCUUGGUUUGAAUUUUGCAAUCUUGGCACCCUUGAUUCUUCCUUUGUUGCUGGUUUAUUUCUGUCUUGCUUACCUUGUUUACCGUAAUCAGAUUGUCAAUGUUUAUAUCACCGAAUAUGACAGUGGUGGUAAAUAUUGGCCAAUUGCUCACAACUCAAUAAUAUUUUCACUGGUGCUGGCACAAAUUAUUGCUAUGGGUGUCUUUGUAUUGAAAGAUUCGACACUUUGUUUGGGAUUCACUAUUCCGCUGUCUAUAUUGACACUUCUAUUCAAUGAAUACUGUAGGCGGAGAUUUCUUCCUGUAUUUAAGAACAUUGCUGCCGAGGAUCUUAUUGAUUUGGAUCAACAAGAUGAGCAAAAUGGGAGGAUGGAGACUAUACAUCAGCAGCUUCAAUCUGCCUAUUGUCAGUUUGAAUGGAUUGCUUAUGGUCGUUCCAGAAUGAAAUCACAGUACCUUUCUGAUGACGAAGACACUGAAAGGCACUCACAAGAACUUAAGCAAGAAAGCGAAUCUAGUCAAGAAAUUAAAACAGACGAGUCUGUUACUUCUGUAGAUAGAUCAUCGCCUGAGAAUCACAUUGCGGAAGUGGAGCCCGAGUCAGGUAGAUAGUUGUGAGUAGGGUAUAUCUAUACAAUUCAGUAUUGUUUUACUUCCUUGUCUUUCUUUCUCCCUAUAAUGUAAAGUAUAAAUUUUGUUCGUCUACUGAAACUGUAUAGUGGUCUUGUAUACUUGAAUGAAAAAGCUUGGAAGAGCAAGUCAAUUGGCAAAAAUUAUUGAAUAGUGUUGUACAAGAAAUGAACAAAUAGAAAUACAGAUUUUUGUAUUUGUUCUAUCAAGUGAUGAGAUUGGUUUGUUCUUAAA